Lingula anatina is the source of this 988-nucleotide messenger RNA. Its product is annotated as zinc finger CCHC domain-containing protein 9-like. Gene Ontology annotation, molecular function: zinc ion binding; nucleic acid binding. Lineage: Eukaryota; Metazoa; Brachiopoda; Lingulata; Lingulida; Lingulidae. The record is from RefSeq and is a predicted model, not a curated record. Gene Ontology annotation, cellular component: nucleolus.
GAAGUAGCGUGCAAUGUAUGGCUGACACGUUUUGAGAGACCCCUAUUUACCUGUUUCUUAAUAGUGCAGGAAGAUAUUUCAAGUGGAAUAUAUUGCAGAAAAAACUGGUUUUUACACAAGUUUAAACCAUGACGCGAUGGGCAAGAGGUGGACCCGCCAACAAAAAGAAGGAACUGUCAGCUUCUUCAUGGACAGAGAUGAAGACAGGUGAACAGAAACCAAAACCAGCAAACACCAAUUCUGAAAAAGAUCACACACAUUCUAAACUGGAAAAGCAUGGCCAAACACAAAGUAAUCAACACAAAGGGCCUCAGAAAGGGGGUGUGGCCAAACAUAAGAAGAAGUUUGGCAAGAAGGCUUUUAUUAAAGGAAAGUUUAAUGUGGCAAAUAGUCAGGACUAUAAGGCAGCUCGAAGUGAAUACAGACGAGUGAAGAGGAUUAACGAAAGAGAGGCUGCCAGGGUGUGUUUUAACUGUAGACAGUCUGGUCACACUCUGGCGGACUGCCCACAAGUGACCAGAGACACUGACCAGGGCACUGGGAUCUGUUUUAAAUGUGGCUCCACAGAGCACAGCAGCGCCACCUGCAAGGCCAAGGUUGAACCAGGUCACUUCCCCUAUGCCAAGUGUUUUAUAUGUGCUGAAAUGGGUCACAUAUCUAAGCAGUGUCCAGAUAACCCAAGAGGACUGUAUCCAAAAGGUGGCUGCUGUAGGAUGUGUGGAUCUGUGGAACAUUUCAGAAAGGAUUGCCCUGAGUUGCAGAAACAGCAAGGGAUUGCAGACACAACCAUAGACAAGGUCCAUAAAUAUGCCAAUGUGGAGGAUGAACCCACUCUCCAUGAGAGCCCAAAGUUGAAGAAGAAAAAGAAAGGACCAAAAGUUGUGACAUUUUAGCCAUAGAUGUUAUAUGUUUAUGUAACUAACACAAGACAUUAAACUUUGGUGAUUCCAUUCUAAUGACAAUUAAAAAUAUUUAAAAUGCUUAUAGA